CUCUGAUCGAUUAGUCUUGGGUCUUGGUUUGGCGCGGUCACUCGUCACGGCUUACAGCGCGUCUUGUUUUCACACUCCCAAGCGUCCAUCUGUCCAACCUAAACUUGGUCCAAUCCCUGAGCCUCAACUCGCUUUCUGACAUGAUCCCAAUAGGCUUAACGGACAGCCGCACCUGAAGUCCUUUGACCAGUUCACUCAAUAAUCAACAAACCCUCAACUUCGACCUCUCCAUCACAUCACCUCUGCUCUUGGGCAAGUGAGAAUCGGGUUGAGCCUGCGAGACCCGUUUACUCAGAAUCUCAAUUUCUAUCCAUCCGAACCAUCCCCUGACGCCCCAAUCCGGUCAAUUGCAACCUCCUCUCUUGACACGUCUCACCCCCAAAGAAUUUCAGACUGAAUGGCUUCUUCCAUCCGCAUUUCAUAGACUUUCAGAGUUGAUCCAGCCAUUUCGCCCACCAUGGCGAGCUGGGAGAUCGGAACGAGGGCCUGGUUUCCUCACCAGGCCGAUGGUUUCAUACCCGGCGAACUGGCCGACAAAAAACAAAUAGGCGAUGGAAAGAUAUCUCUUGUCUUCAAUCUCUCCGAUGAGUCCCAGCAGACCGUGGAAACCACCGAGCUUGCUCUACAAGAUACCCAAAAUGCCGCCCUCCCUCCUUUGAUGAACCCUCCCAUGUUCGAGGCCGCCGAGGACUUGACCAAUCUAUCCCACCUCAACGAACCUGCCAUCUUACAAGCCAUCAAACUACGAUAUGCCCAGAAGGAGAUUUAUACAUAUUCCGGCAUCGUCCUGAUUGCCACCAACCCCUUUGCGCGAGUCGAUUCACUCUAUGUUCCUCAGAUGGUUCAAGUCUAUGCAGGCAAACAAAGGGCCUCCCAGGCACCCCAUCUGUUCGCCAUUGCCGAGGAAGCCUAUACCGAUAUGCUGCGAGACUCGCGCAACCAGACCGUGGUCGUGUCUGGUGAGUCCGGUGCAGGCAAGACUGUCAGUGCCAAGUACAUUAUGCGGUACUUUGCAACUCGUGGCGCCCCAGGUCAAUCGAGCAAGGGCACAAAAACAAGAGCAGACGCGAUCAGUGAAACAGAAGAGCAAAUCCUGGCUACCAAUCCUGUCAUGGAAGCAUUUGGCAAUGCAAAGACAACUAGAAACGACAACUCCUCCCGUUUUGGCAAGUACAUUGAAAUCAUGUUCGAUACCCACACAGACAUCAUUGGCGCUCGGAUCAGAACGUAUCUACUCGAGCGUUCGCGUUUGGUCUUUCAGCCUCUCAAGGAACGAAACUACCAUAUUUUCUACCAACUUGUGGCGGGAUCGAGUCCGGAAGAACGAGAAGAACUCGGUCUGUUCCCUGUCGAAGAGUUUGACUAUCUUAAUCAAGGCAACGACCCUGUUAUUGACGGUGUAGACGAUGCUGCCGAGUUUACUGCCACACGCAAGUCUUUGUCCACAAUCAAUGUGUCGGAACAGACUCAGAGGGACAUUUUCCGAAUCCUCGCCGCCCUGCUGCACAUCGGCAACAUAAAAAUCACUGCUACAAGGUCAGAUUCGUCCCUCUCUGCAACAGAACCCGCUCUGGCUAGAGCCUGUGAUAUCCUGGGCCUGGACGCAACCAACUUUGCUAAAUGGACCGUCAAGAAACAACUCAUCACCCGAGGCGACAAGAUUACGUCGAAUCUCACUCAGCAACAGGCUAUCAUUGUCAGAGAUUCCAUCGCCAAGUUCAUCUAUUCAAGUUUGUUCGACUGGCUCGUGGAAACCAUCAACCACGGUCUUGCCACCGAGGAUGUAUUGCAGCGAUUAACGACUUUUAUUGGCGUUCUUGAUAUCUACGGCUUCGAACAUUUUGCCAAAAACUCUUUUGAACAGUUCUGUAUCAACUACGCCAACGAGAAGUUACAGCAAGAGUUCAAUCAGCACGUCUUCAAAUUGGAGCAAGAGGAGUACAUGCGUGAGCAGAUUGACUGGAAAUUCAUCGAUUUCUCAGACAAUCAGCCUUGCAUUGACCUUAUCGAGGGAAAGCUCGGUAUCCUUUCAUUGCUGGACGAGGAAUCAAGAUUGCCCAUGGGUUCAGAUGAACACUUUGUAACGAAAUUGCAUCAACAUUUUGCAGCCGACAAGCAGAAAUUCUACAGGAAACCGCGGUUCGGCAAAUCAGCAUUUACUGUUUGUCAUUAUGCACUCGAUGUCACAUAUGAAUCCGACGGCUUCAUCGACAAGAAUCGCGAUACUGUUCCCGAUGAGCAGAUGGAAGUGCUUAAGAGUUCUUCAAAUACCUUUUUGAUCGAGGUUCUUAAUGUUGCUACUGCCGUUAGAGAGAAAGAAUCUCUUCAGACUUCUUCCAAGACAGUUGCUCCUGGAGGCGGACGCAGAGUUGGAGUGGCUGUUAAUCGCAAACCUACACUCGGAGGCAUUUUCAAGAGUUCGCUCAUCGACUUAAUGCAGACCAUUAACAACACCGACGCCCAUUACAUCCGUUGCAUCAAGCCCAACGAAGCUAAAGAAUCUUGGAAGUUCGAGGGUCCCAUGGUCUUGAGUCAGCUUCGAGCUUGUGGUGUCCUGGAAACUGUCCGCAUCAGUACGGCUGGUUACCCCACCCGUUGGACCUACGAAGAGUUUGCCCUUCGUUAUUACAUGCUUUGCCAUUCGAACGAAUGGACGACGGAAAUUCGAAAAAUGGCACAAAAUAUCCUCGUCAAGGCACUGGGCGCGACGGCACACGAAAAGACCGAUAAAUAUCAGCUUGGUUUGACCAAGAUCUUCUUCCGAGCUGGUAUGCUCGCGUUCCUCGAAGACAAACGCUCUGCACGCCUGAAGCAAUGUGCGAUCAUGAUCCAGAAGAACUUGCGUGCGAAAUACUGGCGCCACAAAUACCUAGACGCCCGGCAGUCACUGAUUGACUUCCAAACUGCCACUCGUGCCUUCGUGGCGAGACGAAAUGCAGACGAAAUCAGACAAACCAAGGCUGCUACCGAUAUUCAAAGGUUCUGGAGAGGUCAAAAGGAAAGAAGGCGGUUCAAUCAAAUCAGAGACGACCUUGUCCUCUUCGAAUCCUAUGCCAAAGGAUUUCUCUGCAGAAGGAAUAUCCUGGAAACUCGCAUUGGCAAUGCUGCAAUCACUAUUCAGAGAGCCUUCCGAGCUUGGAGAUCUUUGCGAGCAUUCAGGCAACACCGCAGGAAGGUUGUCAUCAUACAAAACUUAUGGCGUGGCAAAGUCGCCAGACGCGACUACAAGAAGAUCCGCGAAGAAGCGCGUGAUCUCAAGCAGAUCUCAUACAAAUUAGAAAACAAGGUCGUCGAACUUACACAGUCUCUCGGUGCCGUCAAACGCGAAAACAAAUCACUUGUGGCUCAGCUGGAGAAUUAUGAAGGUCAAUUGAAGUCGUGGAGAACGAGGCACAAUGCUUUGGAAACACGUUCGCGAGAGCUCCAAACCGAGGCUAACCAAGCUGGCAUUGUCGCGGCUCGGUUAAGUGCCCUCGAAGAAGAACACGCCAAAUUGCAGGCUAGCCAUGAUGAGCACCUGGGAAAUGCGAAGAGGUUACAAGAAGAGGACAAGAAGCUCCGAGAAUCCUUGCAACAGUCUAAUAGUGAACUCGACAAACUUCGGCAAGCUGUGCUGCUCCAUGACGGAGAACAAGGUACUCUCCGUCAACAGAUCAACGAACUGCAAGAUCAAUUGGAGAUGGCAAGACGAGCUCCACCACCAGUUGUCAACGGCGUCAACGGUGACUACGCAAGUACCAAUGGCGCAGCUCAAGCUGCUAGUGGUCUGAUCAAUCUUGUGUCCUCCAAGAAACCGGUCAAACGACGAAGCGCUGGUGCCGCUGAGCGCAGCGAAGUCGACAGAUACAGCGCUGCAUACAAUGCUCGCCCCAUGUCGAUGGCUGUCGAUUUGAACAGCAAGACUUUGUCUGGAUCUACCUUCAACCAAGGGUUGGACAGUGUCGAAGACGAACUUGAAAAUCUCCUCGCCCAGGAAGACGAACUCAAUGAGGAGGUGACGAUGGGUCUGAUUAGAGGCAUCAAGAUCCCCCAGCCUGGAGCGACACCCACACCAACGGAAAAGGAGGUACUCUUCCCCUCCUAUCUCAUCAAUUUGGUCACGUCAGAGAUGUGGAACAAUGGGUUUGUCAAAGAAUCAGAGCGCUUUCUGGCCAAUGUCAUGCAGUCAAUUCAGCAAGAGGUCAUGCAGCACGAUGGUGAUGAGGCUGUCAACCCUGGCGCAUUUUGGUUAUCGAAUGUGCAUGAAAUGCUCUCAUUCGUCUUCCUGGCUGAGGAUUGGUACGAGGCCCAGAAAACAGACAACUACGAGUAUGACAGAUUGCUCGAGAUUGUCAAACACGAUCUCGAAAGCUUAGAGUUCAACAUCUAUCAUACUUGGAUGAAGGUCCUGAAAAAGAAACUGCACAAGAUGAUUGUCCCGGCCAUUAUCGAAUCGCAAUCACUUCCAGGUUUUGUCACCAACGAGAGCAACCGAUUCCUGGGCAAGCUCCUUCCCUCAAGCAAUAGUCCGGCUUACAGCAUGGAUAACCUCCUGAGCUUGCUGAACAAUGUCUUCAAGGCUAUGAAAGCAUACUAUCUGGAAGACACGAUCAUUACGCAAACUGUGACGGAACUAUUGCGACUGGUCGGAGUCACUGCAUUCAAUGAUCUCCUCAUGCGACGAAACUUCCUCUCAUGGAAGAGAGGUCUACAAAUCAACUACAACAUCACCAGAAUCGAAGAAUGGUGCAAGAGCCAUGAUAUGCCUGAAGGAACCCUUCAACUCGAACACCUGAUGCAAGCCACCAAACUUCUGCAAUUGAAGAAAGCAACGCUGAAUGACAUUGAAAUUAUUCAAGACAUUUGCUGGAUGCUGUCACCCAAUCAAAUUCAGAAACUUCUCAAUCAAUACCUUGUCGCGGACUAUGAACAGCCCAUUAAUGGUGAGAUAAUGAAAGCCGUGGCGUCUCGAGUCACCGAGAAGAGCGAUGUUCUUCUCUUGGCGGCCGUGGACAUGGAGGACAGUGGACCUUAUGAGAUUGCUGAACCUCGAGUCAUCACUGCAUUGGAGACCUACACUCCAUCAUGGCUCCAAACUCCACGACUGAAACGUCUGGCUGAAAUUGUCUCUGCUCAGGCCAUGGCACAGCAAGAGCGAGGAGACAUUCCUGAAAAUGCGCUGAGUGACUCUGAGGCCGCCUAGAAUCAAAUCUAGAGGGGCUCGCUGGACCACCCUCGCCGACUCGAAUAAGGCAGGACCACCAUUCUCCGGUUUCUGUGGAUGGCGUGAUCGGAAAUACAGCCGAGUACUUUGCAAAAUGAAUGUCUUGCAAGAAUGCCGGUGAUGUUCAAACUAGCUUUACGGCCAAAUCAGCGACACGCCACAGGGCGAGUCCAACUUGUUUUGGCUCACGAUGAGGCAUUUCACCUUGUACAGUACUGGCGGGUUGUCGCAAUGGCAAUGGCAAUGGCAAAAUGAAACAUGUGUGGAUAUGUGCCAUGAUAACGAUGGGCGCAGAGCAGUUGGAGGCGAUGUUGAGAGAUUGGGGGGAAAGAUUGUCCGACCGUUCUCCUCUCAUUUCCCACACCAGAUGACUCCUCCAGCGUCAUCGGCUUGCUUUGCUCUGCGAUUAGAUCUGGUGGACCGUGGGUGGAUGUACCUUCGACCCGCUCUGCCCGAUUUCAUUUCAUUUGGGCCAUGGGCGUAGCAUCAGGUUCGUUUAUUUGAUGGUCUAAGAUGGGAAUGAUGUGUGAUUUGCAGGUGAGAAAGAUGGAUCGUGUGGCUGUCAGCAUUGCAUUUCUUGGAGUGAGCCCAUUUCCUGUACCUAUACCAUACGCCCAUUGAUCGAUCGCUCAAUGGAUCCAUGCAUCUAGCUAUCCGUCCAAUCUAAUUGUGUACCUAGAUCUUUAA
Exophiala mesophila is the source of this 5890-nucleotide messenger RNA. RefSeq lists its product as uncharacterized. NCBI's taxonomy places the organism in Eukaryota, Fungi, Ascomycota, Eurotiomycetes, Chaetothyriales, Herpotrichiellaceae. Bases 458 to 5182 code for a protein of 1574 amino acids. The record is from RefSeq and is a predicted model, not a curated record. Gene Ontology annotation, molecular function: ATP binding; actin filament binding; microfilament motor activity. The transcript is spliced from 2 exons. Gene Ontology annotation, cellular component: myosin complex; vesicle; actin cytoskeleton. Gene Ontology annotation, biological process: vesicle transport along actin filament; actin filament organization.